This is a messenger RNA of Neopelma chrysocephalum (saffron-crested tyrant-manakin), 607 nucleotides long. Its product is annotated as ephrin-A3-like. The transcript has 3 exons. The record is from RefSeq and is a predicted model, not a curated record. NCBI's taxonomy places the organism in Eukaryota, Metazoa, Chordata, Aves, Passeriformes, Pipridae. The coding region runs from base 20 to 550 and encodes 176 amino acids.
GUGAAGGUGCUGGUGCCGGAUGGGGGUGCUGGGGGGUGAUGGUGUAGGAUGGAGGAUGCAGGAUUGGGGUACUAGUGCCAGAUUGGGGUGCUGGUACAGGCUGUUGGCACAGGAUUCGGGUGCUGGUGCAGGCGCGGGAUUUGGGGUGCUGCUGCAUUCCCCCAGCCCAGAGCACACCCCUGGGCAGGACCAGACACCCCCAUGCCCAGACCCACUGCGCCUCGGGGUACCCGGGGCUGGGGUCACUACCACGGAGCCGCCCCCAGCCCUCUCUUGCCUUGCAGCCACACCAACACACAACCACCGCCGGGCCUGCCUGAAGAUGAAGGUGUUUGUCUGCUGCGCCUCCACGUCACACUCCGGGGAGAAGCUGGCGCCCACCCUGCCCCAGUUCACCCUGCGGCCCGAGGUGAAGAUCGAGGACCUGGAAAACUUCAACCCGGAGAUGCCGAAGCUGGAGAAGAGCAUCAGCGGCACCAGCCCCAAGCGGGAACACUUGCCCCUGGCCGUGGCCGCCGCGCUCUUCCUCAUGACCCUGUUGGCCUCGUAGCUCCCGGCGCCCGCGGGGGCCCGGCCAGCGCCGCUCUGCCGAGUGCGGCCCCCCCGA